UACAAACUAGGAAAGACCACUAGAAAGCUCUCUAAUUCCAUUUACACGAUUUUCCAAACCCAGAGUUUACGGGUUUUUCUUUUCUCAGGAGAAAAAACUUGCAGUUUACGUAUAUUCUUUCCUUUUUUUUCUAUAUACAUAUAAAGUUGGAAACCUUUCCUGCAAUUUCCAUUACUCCAGUAGAGAAUCAGAAAGCAAUUUCUCACUUUUACGUGUGAAAAUUCCCGUCUAUUUCUCUAUUUUCAGUUCUUCUACCUGCGUACUAAUCAUAUAAAUAUAACCCCACCUCGCAUUACCCAGCAACAACAUCAUCACCAUCAUCAUCAUCAUCAUCUUCUUCUUCUUCUUCUUCUUCUUCUUCUUAGAAAUAUCAGGCAAUGCAGCAUUUCCUUCACCAUAGAAAAAUCUAAAACACCAUCAAUAACCCAUAUUCAUAGUAAUGGAUCUUAUUAUCAGCCUCAUAGUCUUGCUGACAUUUUGUAGAGGCAUAUCUGGGGCUACAUUUACAUUAUUAAACAAGUGUGACUAUACAGUAUGGCCAGGAAUUCUCGCCAAUGCAGGUAGCUCCAAAUUAGAUAGCACAGGGUUCGAACUCGGGUCAGGCGGGUCUCGGACCCUCCAAGCCCCACCAAACUGGUCAGGAAGAUUCUGGGGCAGAACCGGUUGUACAUUCGACCCAAACACCGGUCAAGGAAGCUGCACCACCGGUGACUGCGGGUCCAACCAGGUCGAAUGCAACGGUGGAGGCCAAAAACCACCGGCAACUCUGGCGGAAUUCACAGUCGGGUCGGGUACCCAAGACUUCUACGACGUGAGUCUAGUUGACGGGUACAAUUUGCCUUUGAUUAUUGACCCGAGUGGCGGGUCGGGUAAUUGCUUGUCAGUCGGGUGUGUGACCGACUUGAACCGACAGUGCCCGAAUGAGUUACGGUUCGGGAACGGUUCGGCAUGUAAUAGUGCGUGUGGUGCUUUAGGGAGCGAUGAGUACUGCUGCCGUGGCGCGUAUGGUUCUCCGAACACUUGUAAGCCGUCGAGUUACUCGGAGAUGUUUAAAACGGCGUGUCCAAGAGCGUAUAGCUACGCUUAUGAUGAUGCCACCAGUACAUUUACAUGUACAUCAGCUGAUUAUACCAUUACAUUCUGCCCUUCAUCCACAAGUCAAAAAGCUGCAACAAAUACACCUCCCACAACCACAACAAGCACAACAAAUAGCUCUGGAACCGAGUCAGGGGAGGUGCCAAUGGAGACCAACAGCUCUUGGUUACCAAUCUUUGCUACUGGAGACUCAUCCAAGACCCUCUCUUCUUGUACUUUACUCAUUCUUACAUUGACUUCCUUUCUCUUCCUCUUCUUGCUUAACUCUUAGUCUCUCUCUCUCUCCAUAUAUAUUAUACAUAUUUUAGUCCUUAUUUUAGAUUUCCAGGCCACAUCCCACGUGCAUAGAUAUUUGAAAUUUUACGUAUCGCUUUAAUUGUUUCACUCUGAAUUUGUGCAAGGAUUUUUAAUUUCUGCCACAAAUUAGAAAGAAAGAGCUAAUUUUUUUAAGAAGAGAAUUUCAUUA
Messenger RNA from Quercus robur (English oak), 1561 nucleotides. Its product is annotated as thaumatin-like protein 1. Gene Ontology annotation, biological process: defense response. NCBI's taxonomy places the organism in Eukaryota, Viridiplantae, Streptophyta, Magnoliopsida, Fagales, Fagaceae. Gene Ontology annotation, cellular component: extracellular region. The record is from RefSeq and is a predicted model, not a curated record. The transcript has 3 exons. The coding region runs from base 440 to 1366 and encodes 308 amino acids.